Molecule: messenger RNA, 3483 nt
Organism: Symbiodinium sp. CCMP2456
Lineage: Eukaryota; Dinophyceae; Suessiales; Symbiodiniaceae
Source: the annotation of a GenBank genome assembly
AUGAAGGGUGGAGGCGACAAGAAGGAUGUCAAGCAGGGUGUUAUGGUUCCUUAUGACCAAUCUGCUGUGAACGAUGGCACAGACGAGGACACUCGAAGCAUCGAGACCCCGAACACCAAGAGGGAAAGAAUCAAAGGUGACAACCUGAAGCUCUGCGGCUCCAUUACAGAGUUCUUCCUGUUCCUCUUGACGUUCUCCUUGGCGAUGUUUCUGAAUCAGUCCGUGGCCACUUCUCGCCUCAGCGACCACAUUCGCCUGAAAUUGAACCCCACGCAUCAUCCGAUCACGCGGAUUACUGACGUGGACACGCUCUACGCGUACCUGGAGGAUGUGUUUGUUCCGGCGCUCUACAAGAACAGCACCGACAUUCAGCUUGCGGAAAGUAUUUCACCGCACCUGAAGCCCAUCGACAUCGCCAACCGGAUGCUGGGCACGGUUCGACUGCGUCAGGUACGCGUGAAUCUUCAGGAGAACUGUCAGGUGCUCCCAUUGUUUGAACAGUAUACUGUCAGCUGCUAUCCCAACUACAGCCCAGGGACUGCGAGCACGACUGCCUACGGUCCUCAAGAGAGGUUUACAUUCUCAGAAGACACAGUGGGCAUUCCCUACACGGGCGCACUCGGUUCGUACUCGGCAGACGGCUUCAUGCAGCUGCUAGCUUCCAACAUGAGUCAGGCCAUGCAGCAAAUCCAGCAGCUCAAAGUCGACGGCUAUCUGGAUGCAGCCACCCGCGCAUUCUUCGCGGAGCUCAACAUCUGGAAUUCCAACAUCGGUUUGUACGCCGUUGUCACCUUCGUGGUGGAGUUUGGUGCAAGUGGCGGGACCGCACAGGAGAUUAUGAUCAGCACCAUGACCGAGCGCGUGCUGACCGUGGGCGGCCUCGGCACAGCGCUGGACUGGUUGGCUUUUGUGCUUCUGAUUCUUGUCAUGAUAUUCGUGGUGCAGUUUAUCUUCGAGGAAGUUCAGGAGCUGUACAGCAGCUGGCGUACCUACUUCUUUGAUGCAUGGAAUCUCCUCGACUGGGCGAACAUGGUCCUGCUGCUCAUCGGAUUCACCUUGCGCAUGCUGCUCUUCUCCGACGCAGCCAAUGCCAACGUGGGGCUCGAGCAGCUCUCCAACGUUGAUUCCUUUCAGAACAUCUCAGCCCUGGCCAGCGCGGCCACGACAGUUCGCGUUCUCAAUGCCUUCAAUUGCGUUCUUCUUUGGGGCAAGGUGACCAAGUAUUUGCGGCAUCUGCCGUUGGUGAAGAAUCUGAUCCGAACGGUGUGGACAGCUUUCGAUUUGUUUCUGCCGUUCCUGAUCAUGUUUGGGGUCGCAUUGGUCGGCUUCGUCAUGGCCUUCAACGUAGGCUUUGGGGACAAGGUUGCCGAACUGGCCAACUUCACGACCUCGGCAGUGUACCUGUGCAGGGCUUUCCUGAAGGACGUGCAGCUCAUGCCUGUGUAUGCCAUCACGCCUUUGUUUGGCGCCGGCUUGAUCUUGCUUUUCUACCUCAACAUGAUCGCCGUCGGCGUGGUGUGCAAAGCUCUCACCGCAACUCUGGACGAGGAGAGCGCCUGGUGGCAUCUUUGCCAGCGGUAUUGGUAUGCUACUGACGACAGGCUGAAGGAGUGGCCCAAGCUCUCAGCACGAGGCUUGUACCGAGCUUUGGAGCAAUGGAUGCCAUUGGAAGGCUUCUAUGUUUUGGCCGGCGCCUUCCCCUGGGGCCUCAUAGCACUGCUGCGCAUCGUCGAGGGGAGUUUGUGCGGCUACAUCGUGCGCUUCAUGCCCAAGGACGACGGAGACUUCGCGGAAGUCCAGGUGCCAUUGUUUGAAGUGUCAAUCGUGGAAGACAGGCCUGGGAUUAUCAGGAGCUCUUUGACGGCAUCUUGGCUGUCUGGCGCGGCUAAUCUGGCACCUGUGGAAGUGCAAGACAUCUUGGCCUACACGCAGGAAUCCGGGAUCUUCUUCUCUCGGCGCCUCACCGAGGCCGCGCUGUUUACUCCUCGUCGGGCGCUGCGUCUUGCGAGCGAGGCACCGGCACAUGGGCAAGCACCCGCAAAGCCUGCCACGACCGUGGCCGGCGAUGGCUCAGGCUAUGCAGCGCACACCGUUGAGAUGCCGCUGAAUCCCCCAAGUCUACCAGACGGUAGCGAGGAGGACCGGGACUCUGACGAUGAUGCGGGGCCAGCGAUCUGCAGCAGCGCGUCUUGGCGCGUUGGCGAGCUGGACAAGUCGGAGGAGUCGCUUCUCCAUCGCACGCAGGAAAUGCUUCGGGACAUGCUCGGACAGUUUCCAUGCGACUUGGCCCUCAUCCGCAGCCCGGACGAGUUUGUGCCUUUGGAUCCUUCUGUGCCCGGACUGAGACCUGGCCUCUAUGUGGGGGAUUAUGGUCAUCGCUUCUAUGGUCAGUUUCGCACCGAAGUACUGCUCCUUGACUACAUGCACUUGACAGCAGACGAACUCCGAGAAGAGGUUCAGAUGCCACGGCGGCUCUUCAUGCGCCCACACGGCGAGAUGCCCCCUGCAGAGCUGGCCGCGCUCGCGGAGUUGGACAUGCCGAUUGACUUCAUGCGCGGCGUCAAGCAAUGUGGCGACGUGCACGUACCUCUUGGUGCGACCACCUUCGUGGCAGUGUGCUCUCCGCCACAGGCUGUGGCAGUGCUGGCUGCGGGAGUGCAACCCCCCGCGCGAGUUCUGGAUCGGCAGACCGGACAGUCGGUAGCGGUUGCGCGGUCCUGGCGCGGCUUUGGAACGUUGGCCAUGCCAGGCUUUCAACAUCCGAGCUGGGCACAGGGUUGGCUGGUUCAGCUCCAGGCUGCAGGAACACAUCGAUUUGGCUUCGUUUGGGACCGGAACCAGGAUGCAGUUGUCCUCAAAUGGCUGGUCCUCCAGGUCGGGCUGGCUUUGAUGUUCGCGAUGAUGGCCGACGCGCUGUUCAUCGCAAAAUACAGCAAGGAGCGGGAAGCCCGGAAUGCGGAACGGGCAUACUGGAAUGAGGACGAGCCCCUCGAGGAGGUUUAUCGGAGGGUCAGCGGCUUCAUCCAGAGAAUCAUGAUCCGCUUCUUCCCGAUGAUCUACGUGAGAUACCGGAAGAUGACCGAAAGGUUGUCGACGCCCGACGACGAUGCGGGCUCUGACACCUCCAGCAAGGGAAGGCGCAAGCAGGCGGCCCUGGAGGACAAGAACGAGCGUGGAAGCGCUGGGGGAGGCAAGAAAUCGACAGAUGAUGAUCUUCAUUCGAGCCACUCCGGCUUCAGCCACGACAGCAGCGAAGGGCCGCUGAAGCCUGGGGCAGAGGAGCUCAAGCGAGCCAUAGAGCACAUGUCCGGACGGAUUCUUUCGGAACUGACCUUGGUGGGAAUUGAGGUCAAGUCCGAGCUUCACGAUGUGACCGAGCGCAUUGCUCAGAUGCAGAUGGCUGUCGAAGAGCUCGCCUGGAGAAUGGAGAAGGUGCGAAGUGAUCAAGAUCAAGAAAUGGCUGAUCCAGAAGAUGCCAUGUGA